Moneuplotes crassus is the source of this 803-nucleotide messenger RNA. NCBI's taxonomy places the organism in Eukaryota, Ciliophora, Spirotrichea, Euplotida, Euplotidae. The record is from the annotation of a GenBank genome assembly.
AUGAUAAGGACUGAAGACACUAUCUUAAGUACUUCUUAUGAAAAUUCUGAAGACUCUAAAGAUGAAUUUACUCCUCAACAUACCUUGGGAAGCAAACUUGAUGAAUUAUGGAACAUUGCAGGGGACAAUCAAAGUGUGUUAGAUCUGAACAGCUUCAAGUCUCAGUACUCUGAAGCAAUGAGGAUAAGAAGAAGAGCGACUCUCGUCAAAGUUUAUUUCCUCCAGAAGGCUUAUGCUGCAUAUGCCAACCUAACGAACACUCCCAUGCGCAUCAGGGUCUUCAUUGAUGGUUUUAAAUUUUUCACCGAAAAGUGCCAACAAACAACUCUGAGACAUAUUGAUACUCGGAGACUCAUCCAAAAGGAACCCAUAAUGCUCCCAAAUCUGCUUUCCAAAAUGGACUCCAUGGGAACUUCCGAAGAUUCGGUCGUAAUCGUUGGUGACUUCGACCCUUUGAUGACAGAGGAACUUAUUUCAGACCUUGUCCACGAGAAAAAAGGCAAGGCCUUGCUUUUCAAGUCCAUCAUUACUAAGAAGGUCAAGAAGAAAGCAGCUGGUCGGUCGAAGAAAUCGAAUUUUAGAACAGAUUUUAAGAAGAAGCAUAUAAUAAGAUUGAGCACAAAGAAAAAUUUAAAACUAAAGUCAAAGAUUACUAAGACCCCCAGAAUCGGCCCCAAACCUUACUCUCUCACCACAAAACAACUAGUCCCAAACAACCUCCCAACCACCUCCCAGGCCACCUCCAUUUCCCAAAAUCUCAUCCACUAAAACACCUCACAAAAUCUCCAUAAACUUCCCUAAAA